GUGAAAGGAAGUUCAGGGAAAAGACAUUCCCCUGAGGAGCAGCUGGAGAGCAGUCCUAGCCCUGCCUGUGCUAGGUAGAGGACAGCCAGCCACGCCACUUGCUUUAGCCUAGAACCACCUCCCCUCAAAUCCUGGAGGUAUCCUGGUGCUUGAACUGAUUUUGCAGAGGCAGAAUGGACAUCAAGGAGUAUUUUGCCAGAAUUUCUUACCGGGGUUCCUACAAUAAGCCAGACCUGCCUACUCUGUCAGAUAUAUUCCAGCACCACAUCCGAGCUGUCCCUUUUGAAAACCUCAGCAUCCACUGUGGGGAAAGGAUUGAGCUGGACCUGGAAGCAACCUACAACAAGAUAGUGAGGAAAAAACGUGGGGGUUGGUGCAUGGAAAACAACAGCCUUUUGUCUUGGGUCCUGAAAACUCUUGGCUAUGACAUCACCCUUCUGGGAGCCAACGUUUACGUCCCGGAGCGCAACGCCUACCCAGAGGAAAUCAAUCAUCUGCUGAUGAAAGUGGUGCUUGAUGGCAAAUCCUACAUUGUGGACGGGGGGUUUGGGAUAGCCUACCAGAUGUGGCAGCCAAUGGAGCUGAUUUCAGGGGCAGAUCAGCCGCAGACUCCCGGGGUCUUUCGCUUCCGGGAGGAGGGCGGGAUCUGGUACUUUGAGAAGGUGAAAAGGAAGCAGUUGGUUCUCAACCAAGAUACCUCCACUUCCCAUAAAGUGGAAGAUGAAGUUUGCCGCCCGAUUUACAUCUUUACCCUUCAGCCACGAGACAUUGAAGAGUUCAGAGGCUGCAAUGCCCUCCUGCAGACAGCGCCCGACUCGCCCUUCACGACCAAGUCCCUGUGCAGCCUGCAGACUGCCGACGGCGUCCGGGCACUGGUGGGGUGGAGACUCACUGAGAUGAAGUUCAAUUAUAGGGACAAUAUGGAUCUUGUGGAAAUCAGAAUGCUUGCAGAUGAAGAAAUAGAGAAAACGCUGAAAGAGAAAUUCAAUGUAACACUAGACAAGAAAUUUGUACCUGUCAAUUCAAAAAGGUCUCUGUUCUAA
This is a messenger RNA of Myiozetetes cayanensis, 1043 nucleotides long. Its product is annotated as arylamine N-acetyltransferase, pineal gland isozyme NAT-3-like. Gene Ontology annotation, molecular function: acetyltransferase activity. The transcript has 2 exons. NCBI's taxonomy places the organism in Eukaryota, Metazoa, Chordata, Aves, Passeriformes, Tyrannidae. The coding region runs from base 174 to 1043 and encodes 289 amino acids. The record is from RefSeq and is a predicted model, not a curated record.